This is a messenger RNA of Naegleria lovaniensis, 1602 nucleotides long. RefSeq lists its product as uncharacterized. Lineage: Eukaryota; Heterolobosea; Eutetramitea; Acrasida; Naegleriidae. The record is from RefSeq and is a predicted model, not a curated record. The transcript is spliced from 4 exons. The coding region runs from base 1 to 1602 and encodes 533 amino acids.
AUGAAAUCACUCUUCAACCGUAUUUUCGGCAGUAACUCGUCAGAUUCACAAGCUCAACACGAUCUUGAACAAGUCUCUAGUAGUUACAACGAACAAGAACAACACUCUAUCAAUCAUACUCCUAAAAAAGAACAAACAACGAACCGCUAUUAUUCUUCAAAUCACACACCAAUCCAAUUCAUGAAGAGAAGUUUAGCACAAUCGUCGUGUCGAGGAGCCGAGUUUAUGAAAGAGAAUGGAAAUAAGAGAACGAAAUUAUUUACUUCGGGAUCUAAUGAUAGUGCUCAAAUGGGAUUUGAAAAGAAGUCCAUCUCCGAUAGUGGUGGUGAAUGGAUUCAAGUUCAUCAAAUCAAAGGCUUAACGCCAACAGAAUCCGAAGUGAUCUUGAACAAAAUUAAUGUUAUUGCAGUUGGUAGAUCUCACUCUCUAUUUGCUACAACCGAUGGUGGUAUCUACGGCUGUGGAAAAAACAAUUACAAUCAAUUGGGAAACACUCCAACCUUUCACGGUACGACCGAUGUCGAGCUCUUUACGUGCAUGAAUGAUGAAAUCUUGCGAGCCAUGAAACAAGAAAAGGAAGCCAUUCGUGAACGAUUAACAUCGUCGUCAUCAUCUUCUUCUUCCAAUCACCAGAAUGCAUUACAAGAAUUUCUCAAUUCCACUCAUUUUGAUCAUAUUUACACAGUGGAUCACAUUUCAUGUGGUUGGUUCCAUACGCUCAUUAUUGUGAAUGGAAAUAUCAUUUUGGGAGCUGGUCACUCUUAUUUUGGACAACUGUUUGGUGCAGAUUUUAACAAGAAUUUUGCAGUAUUGAAUUCAAAAAUUGAAUUGUUUAAUAAUUUUAGUAAUGGAAAUCCAUAUUGUCAGUAUACAGUGACACACUCAUCGUGUGGAACAUUUUCGAGUUGUGUCGUUUUUAAUAGAUUUUUGAUUUACCAUUGUGGUGAGGCAUCCAAAGGAGGUAAUUUUGCUGUUCCUAAUUGCUCUGAACUCAAGUCGCCAGUGAGAGACAUUGCUCAGACAGAUGCCAGUAUCUACGUCAUGUUAGAAGAUCACUCUUUGCAUUGCCAACAGAAGGAGUCUGAUCAUUUCAAGAUGGAGCAGAGACACGUGGCUGCCUUUGGAGGAGGUCACAUGUCCAAUACUUCAUACUGGAUCAAAGAAAUGACAGACAACCCUGUGGUCACAACAAGUGAUCAAAAGAAUAUGGAACUUUUCUCUGUUCCUCCCAAACUUGGAGCUAUGGAAAUUGAAUUUUUUGGUGGAUAUUACUGCAUGUUUGGAGUUAUUAACAAGAAAAUUCUCUUCAUGCAUGGUAACAAACUCAACUCGGCCAAGCUCACAGAUAUACCGUUCACAAAUGGACUAUUCAGCCCUCUGAUUUCUGCACAAUCAUUAAUGCUUUCUACACAUGCUCACAACAAAAAACUGGCAGAAUAUUUGUUCAUGGAACGAUACAAUAUUGAAUGUGUCCAGUCUGGAUGUGAUGUAAAUUUAUUAUUGAUUUCUGAAUACGUUGGAAAUGAUUUUAUGAAAACCAGAUUAUUGAAACAAGUCACAGACGAAAAUUAUCAACGAUUUUGUGACAUUGAGAUUAUAUGA